Porites lobata is the source of this 898-nucleotide messenger RNA. The record is from the annotation of a GenBank genome assembly. Lineage: Eukaryota; Metazoa; Cnidaria; Anthozoa; Scleractinia; Poritidae.
CUGGGAAACUUUGCUUGUCCCUCCUUACGCAAGUGUGUGGAGCUGGGGGUAAACCUGCGAGGAAGUAACAUCCCGUCCAGGUGGUUCAGGUGCUUCAUCCUCCUGAAAUUGCGGCAAGAUUCGGCGAUGGUAGCCUUUACUGCCCGAAUCGCUCCAUUUUUUGUUAAAGUACAACUUUCGUGAAGAAAUUAAAAAAAAAUGUGUGGUUGAAAAUUUAUGAAAUGCUAAUGGCAAAAGAGUGACACCAAACUUGUAUUUCGGUUAUACACUUUUAAAACUAAAACUGUCAGAGUUUUAGACAGGCUAUGCUGUUGCUAUGGCUACUUGAAAUGUCACAAAUAACCGUACCUUGUACACCAUUAAGAAAACAUUUCUUGAUACUUUUAUUGUGUUGUUAACAGAGGAGGGGUGGUUUUAUUGUGGUCUUAUCGAUUUAUUGAAGUUAAAGUGCUGAAAAUGGUGUUGCCAGCGGUCGUACAUGGUGCAGCAGCAAAUACUGUUAUACAAUUUUCUCAUACACAAUCCUUCUUUUUUUGUUUUUUUUUUUUUCAGAAAACCAAGUAAGAAAAAGAGAAAAUCAACAAAAAAUGAGGAAGAACAAGCUAACGAUCUUCCACCUAUAACUUUCAAGGGAGGCAGAAAGGGCUUUAAUCUCAGCGAAUCUUUGCGCGGUUACCAUUCCUUUACGGACGAGGAGGAAAGUGAACAAAGAAGAAAGAAUGAUCAGCGAGGUCUACCGAAUUUUAACCGAAAAGGGUCUUACCAGAGACUGAGUGGAGAAAAGGAUGUGGAAUUGGUGGACGGAAUGUUGGAAGACUCACCAGAAAAGGACAGGAAAAAGUCGGGUAAAAAGAAAAGAAGGAGAUCAAAAGGAAAUGACGACGAUGUAGUUUCUUAA